Aricia agestis (brown argus) is the source of this 3855-nucleotide messenger RNA. RefSeq names its product NPC intracellular cholesterol transporter 1 homolog 1b-like. The transcript has a single exon. Bases 126 to 3854 code for a protein of 1242 amino acids. The record is from RefSeq and is a predicted model, not a curated record. Gene Ontology annotation, cellular component: membrane. Lineage: Eukaryota; Metazoa; Arthropoda; Insecta; Lepidoptera; Lycaenidae.
UUAGUGUUUGUAUAAAGAGUAACUUAUUAGUAAUAUUUUCGACCAUAGGCAGUCGCUCAACAGUUUCAAUCGGUUGCGACCAUCCACAGCCGAUGUAAUGUUUGUGUAACAUUACGGGGGCCACCAUGAAGAAAAUUAACUUUAGUGCAGUUCUGAUCCUGUCCCUGAGUUUCCUGUGCUGUGUUUCCGCAAAAUGUGUCAUGUACGAUGAAUGUGCCGAAGUCGGUGGAUUCAUGAAGCCCUGCCCCUACAACGACGACGCCCCGAGCUUGCUGCAAAAUCUCUCUGAGGAGGACCGAGCCGAAGUCCUGAGAAUCGUCGAAACGAGGUGCCCGUUUCUGCUCUACGACGCGGAAGGAAAUAGAUUAGCCGAUAAUGACAUCACCACGUGCUGCAGCAGAACACAACUCGUGAAAAUGGAGGAGAGCUUGCUACUGGCCGACAGCAUACUGGGCAGGUGUCCCCGGUGCUUAAGGAAUUUCGCCCGGCAGAUCUGCGAAAUGAACUGCUCGCCCGAUCAGGCGCGUUUCGUCGACGUCGAGGUUGAAACCGACGGCAACGGCAUCGACUACGUCAACGUGAUCAAUUACAGGAUGCACGAGGACUUCAUGGUCAACGCUCACAACUCGUGCGCCGGCGUGAUCGUGCCGCAGACCGGUAUGCCGGCCAUCAACCUCAUGUGCGGUAACGCGCCCGUGUGCGACGCGGACGCCUGGUUCGGAUUCAGCGGAGACCAAUCUGUCAACCCCCUGGCACCCGUCCAAGUGAACUUCCUAAGAAUGCAAACUGAAGAAAAUUCUAUGAACGCCGAGGCACCGCUGUGUUAUGAAACAGAGGAGGGUGAUAUUCCUUGCAGUUGCAUAGAUUGUAUCGCGACCUGUCCGACGGGCAACGAGCCCUCGCUGCCCGACAUUUGCACCGUGUUCUCUGUGAAUUGCAUCGGGUUCUCCAUGGGAAUCGUGUGGUUCGCCAUAUCGGUUACCAUAUUCACCGCUCUGGCGAUGGUCGAGAGGAAGAGGCUUCAAAACGCAACCCUAGUGAAUGACGGCAAAAAAUACAAGUUCAAGGUAAAUAAGGUUACGAGGUUUUUCCAAAAAGUAUUCGGAGUCCUCGGAGCUUACUCGGCGGGGAGUCCCGUACUAGUCCUAAUGUUAUCCAGCUGGGUCGUUAUAUACCUGUGCAUGGGAAUAUUCGAGGUGAACAUGACCUCCUCUCCGCUGGAGCUGUGGUCGGACCCAGAAUCUCGUUCCAGGCAGGAACUCAACUAUUUCAACUCAAGAUUCGGCCCGUUCUAUCGCGCUUCUCAAGUGUUCCUCACUGUCAGGCUGGACGGUUUUACUGUCGAUAAUACGACCUACGGCCCAGCUUAUAGAGUCGAAGCGAUCGAGGAACUCAUUAAGCUAGAGGACGCCAUUAUGAACAUAGGAAGAGAUAGCGGCGGCGUUAAACUAGAAAACGUAUGUUUUGCUCCCCUCCGUGCCAGAGAUGAUGAAGAGAAAUUGUCGGAUUGUACCACAAUGUCUGUCGGCACCUAUUUCCCCAGUAGAGUUAUCAAUAACGAAACAUAUUUGACUCAAAUCCAAAAUUGUUUGAACAAUUAUCUCUCGUUUGGCUGCAUAGCGGAAUGGGGCGGUGGAGCUGACCCCGAAAUAGUCGUGGGAGGAUACGAGGACAACAUAUUAAUGGCGAAUACGUUGCUCCUAAAUUUCCCGAUCACUAAUAAGCUUAACGCGGAAGAAUUGGAACCAGUUAUGGAGUGGGAGAAACAUUUCAUUGACCUAAUGCACGAUUAUCAAGAAAACUGGAAAUCUGACUUCAUAGACGUCGCCUUCGGGGCGGAGAGGUCAAUCGAAGACGAGAUUCAAAGAGUUUCUGAAGCGGAAGCUAUACCCAUUGCUAUCAGUUAUAUACUCAUGUUUAUAUACGUUAUAUUAGCGUUGGGUAACAUCCGAAGUCUAAAGUCAUGUUUAACUGAAGGUAAAAUAAGUGUAGCUAUAGCGUCUAUAUUUGUCGUGCUGAUGGCUAUCGCUUGUGCUCUAGGUAGUUUAGGGUACGCUGGAGUAACGAUUACGUUAUUAGCUGUAAAUGUCAUUCCAUUCUUCAUAUUAUCAGUCGGUGUAGAUAACGUUUUUCUAAUGGUGAAUACACUUCAGGACAUAGAAAAUAAUUUGAAAGAUGACCAAGACUACAAUGAGAAUUUCACUUUCGAAAAAAGGAAGAGUUAUGUUUUUUCUAAGAUGAUGAGUCAGAUAGGGCCUUCGAUGUUUGUAUCAUCUGUCACUCAAAUCACUUGUUUCGCAAUUGGAACUCUAGCGAAUUUCCCAGCAGUAAGAACCUUCGCUUUGUUUGCCACGGUAUCUUUAGGUAUGCUCUUCGUUUUCCAAAUAACAACGGUUGUCGCUAUUCUAGCAAUCGAUUACAAGAGGUCAAAACAAAACAGAUUUGACGUCUUUUGCUGCAUCCGAAGGAAGGUAUUGAAUGAUGAGCAACCACUGCAGGACGGCAGACCCUACCAGAGCGUGACUCGGCGGCUGAUGACGCCCUACGCCAAGUACCUACUCAACUGGAAAGUUAAAUUCGUUCUCUCUCUCUUGUUCAUGACAUUCUUGUCCAUCUGUAUUAUUUUGAUACCCCAAAUAGAGGUAGGCCUUGAUCAGGAGAUGGCUUUACCAAAAGACUCCUAUGUUUAUAAGUAUUUAGUAGCAGUCAACGAGUUGAUGGUGUUAGGUCCACCCAUUUACUUCGUUCUUAAAGGAGGUUUGGACUUCACUGAUCCAGAACACCAGAACGUUAUUUGUGGUAGUCAGAUGUGUCGCGACGAUUCCCUUACUACUCAAGUAUUUUUGGCAACACAGUACAGAGACAUCACCUACAUAAGUAGGAGUUCCAACUCCUGGCUAGAUGACUUCUUCGACUGGGCCACUUUGACCAACUCCUGUUGUAAAUACAACGUCACAGAUGGGAGUUUUUGUCCCAGUACCAGCAACUCACUUGAUUGCGUGUACUGCACCAUCGAUAGGGGAGACUACGCUAACGGUCUAAGGCCAGGUAGCGAAGCCUUCUACAAGUAUAUACCAUUCUUCCUGCAGGACGAGCCGAAUGAUGUUUGUACCAAGGGAGGUUUAGCUAGCUACUACAAUAACGUCAACUAUGUCCUCGACUCAGAGGGUCGAGCGAUCGUUCAGGAUACUAACUUCAUGGCGUACCAUUCCACCAUCGUCACGUCACAAGACUAUAUAUCCGCAGUACGAAAUGGGUAUGAAAUCAGUGAGUCCAUCACGGCUGUUAUCAGAGAGCAGACUGGAACAGACGUCGAGGUGUUCCCUUACUCAGUCUUUUACGUCUAUUUCGAGCAGUAUCUGACUAUGUGGGAGGACACUUUCUUAUUCAUUUCAUACUGCUUAAUCGGUACUUUUAUUAUUAAUUUGAUAGCUACUGGCUUCAACGUGCUUAUCUCCUUGGCGCUGAUAAUUUGUGUCUUCAUGAUCAUUGUUGAGAUGAUGGGUAUUAUGUACAUGUGGAAUAUCCCCCUAAACGCCGUGUCUUGUAUCAACCUGAUCGUCUCUAUCGGUAUAUCUGUGGAGUUCUGUAGUCACAUCGCUUACGCUUAUGCUACGAGUGAAGCGCCUCCUAAGGACAAGAUAGCUGAUGCUUUAAAGCGUGUUGGAGGUACUGUGAUCACGGGUAUUACCUUCACUAACAUACCUAUUAUUGUGUUAGCGUUCUCGUACACUGAAAUCAUUGAAGUCUUCUUCUUCAGAAUGUUGUUCAGCUUAGUCAUACUAGGUUUCCUACAUGGCAUGGUUUUCUUCCCAGUGUUGCUAAGUUACAUAAACGAUAUAAAAUAUAGAUAGU